Messenger RNA from Lontra canadensis (Northern American river otter), 3652 nucleotides. It is a transcript of the gene NDST1, whose product is annotated as N-deacetylase and N-sulfotransferase 1. The record is from RefSeq and is a predicted model, not a curated record. NCBI's taxonomy places the organism in Eukaryota, Metazoa, Chordata, Mammalia, Carnivora, Mustelidae. The coding region runs from base 1 to 2649 and encodes 882 amino acids. Gene Ontology annotation, cellular component: Golgi apparatus. Gene Ontology annotation, molecular function: heparan sulfate N-sulfotransferase activity; deacetylase activity. The transcript has 14 exons.
AUGCCUGCCCUGGCGCGCCUCCGGAGGCUGUGUCGGCACGUGUCCCCGCAGGCUGUCCUCUUCCUGCUGUUUGUCUUCUGCCUGUUCAGUGUUUUUGUCUCAGCCUACUACCUGUAUGGCUGGAAGCGGGGUCUAGAGCCCUCGGCGGAUGCCCCUGAGCCAGACUGUGGGGACCCGCCCCCUGUGGCCCCCAGCCGCCUGCUGCCCCUCAAACCCAUACAGGCAGCCACGCCCUCCCGCACGGACCCACUGGUGCUGGUGUUCGUGGAGAGCCUCUACUCCCAGCUGGGCCAGGAGGUCGUGGCCAUCCUGGAGUCUAGCCGCUUCAAGUACCGCACGGAGAUCGCACCGGGCAAGGGGGACAUGCCCACGCUCACCGACAAGGGCCGUGGCCGCUUUGCCCUCAUCAUUUACGAGAACAUCCUUAAGUAUGUCAACCUGGACGCCUGGAACCGGGAGCUGCUGGACAAGUACUGUGUGGCCUACGGUGUGGGCAUCAUCGGCUUUUUCAAGGCCAACGAGAACAGCCUGCUGAGUGCGCAGCUCAAAGGUUUCCCCCUGUUCCUGCACUCUAACCUGGGCCUGAAGGACUGCAGCAUCAACCCCAAGUCCCCGCUGCUCUACGUGACGCGGCCCAGCGAGGUGGAGAAAGGCGUGCUGCCCGGCGAGGACUGGACCGUGUUCCAGUCCAACCACUCCACCUACGAGCCAGUGCUGCUGGCCAAGACGCGCUCCUCCGAGUCCAUCCCGCACCUGGGCGCGGACGCCGGCCUGCACGCUGCGCUGCACGCCACCGUGGUCCAGGACCUGGGCCUCCACGACGGCAUCCAGCGCGUGCUGUUUGGCAACAACCUCAACUUCUGGCUGCACAAGCUCGUCUUCGUCGACGCCGUGGCCUUCCUCACGGGCAAGCGUCUUUCGCUGCCUCUGGACCGCUACAUCUUGGUGGACAUCGAUGACAUCUUUGUGGGCAAGGAGGGCACACGCAUGAAGGUGGAGGACGUGAAGGCCCUGUUUGAUACGCAGAAUGAACUACGCACGCACAUCCCAAACUUCACCUUCAACCUGGGCUACUCAGGGAAAUUCUUCCACACAGGUACCGACGCCGAGGAUGCCGGGGACGACCUGCUGCUGUCGUACGUGAAGGAGUUCUGGUGGUUCCCCCACAUGUGGAGCCACAUGCAGCCGCACCUUUUCCACAACCAGUCGGUGUUGGCGGAGCAGAUGGCUCUGAACAAGAAGUUCGCUGUCGAGCACGGCAUCCCCACAGACAUGGGCUAUGCGGUGGCCCCCCACCACUCGGGUGUGUACCCCGUGCACGUGCAGCUGUAUGAGGCCUGGAAGCAGGUGUGGAGCAUCCGCGUGACCAGCACGGAGGAGUACCCUCACCUGAAGCCGGCCCGCUACCGCCGCGGCUUUAUCCAUAACGGCAUCAUGGUCCUCCCGCGACAGACCUGUGGCCUCUUCACGCACACCAUCUUCUACAAUGAGUAUCCUGGUGGCUCCAGCGAGCUGGACAAGAUCAUCAACGGGGGCGAACUCUUCCUCACCGUGCUCCUCAAUCCUAUCAGCAUCUUCAUGACGCAUCUGUCCAACUAUGGGAACGACCGCCUGGGCCUGUACACCUUCAAGCACCUGGUGCGCUUCCUGCACUCCUGGACCAACCUGCGGCUGCAGACGCUGCCCCCCGUGCAGCUGGCACAGAAGUACUUUCAGAUCUUCUCCGAGGAGAAGGACCCGCUCUGGCAGGACCCCUGUGAGGACAAACGUCACAAAGACAUCUGGUCCAAGGAGAAGACAUGUGACCGCUUCCCAAAGCUCCUCAUCAUUGGCCCCCAGAAAACAGGCACCACGGCCCUCUACCUGUUUCUGGGCAUGCACCCGGACCUCAGCAGCAACUACCCCAGCUCAGAGACCUUUGAGGAGAUCCAGUUUUUUAACGGCCACAACUAUCACAAAGGCAUCGACUGGUACAUGGAGUUCUUCCCCAUCCCCUCCAACACCACCUCUGACUUUUACUUUGAGAAGAGCGCCAACUACUUCGAUUCGGAAGUGGCGCCCCGGCGGGCGGCUGCUCUGCUACCCAAGGCCAAGGUCCUGACCAUCCUCAUCAACCCAGCGGACCGGGCCUAUUCCUGGUACCAGCACCAGCGAGCCCAUGAUGACCCAGUGGCCCUGAAGUACACCUUCCACGAAGUGAUCACGGCUGGGCCUGAUGCGUCCUUGAAGCUGCGGGCCCUCCAGAGCCGCUGCCUGGUCCCCGGCUGGUACGCCACCCACAUUGAGCGCUGGCUCAGCGCCUUUCACGCCAACCAGAUUCUGGUCUUGGAUGGCAAACUGCUGCGAACAGAACCUGCCAAAGUGAUGGACACAGUGCAAAAGUUCCUUGGGGUGACCAACACUAUUGACUACCACAAAACCUUGGCGUUUGAUCCAAAGAAAGGAUUUUGGUGCCAGCUGCUCGAAGGAGGAAAAACCAAGUGUCUGGGCAAAAGCAAGGGCCGGAAAUACCCAGAGAUGGACCUGGAUUCCCGCGCCUUCCUGAAGGACUAUUAUCGGGACCACAACAUCGAGCUCUCCAAGCUGCUGUACAAGAUGGGCCAGACGCUGCCCACCUGGCUGCGGGAGGACCUCCAGAACACCAGGUAGCCGCGGCCACCACAGCCAGACUGAACGUUUGUGACGGCCUGGACGGCCUGCCGCAUGCUGAGCCAGACUGACCCGCAGAGUGGGGAGCUGGGCCUGGGCUGGCCGGGUACUUCCAAGCAAUACUCAGCUGAGGCCCAGGCAGGGCCAGGAGAAGAGCCCAGGCGGGUCCACAAGCGCCUGGGAGCAUCCAGCGCUGGGUCUGUGGCCUCCGGGACCUCCCUCGCCACCAGAGGUCCGUUCCGUGCACGGCCCUCCGUGGGGAGGCCACUCCCUGUUGGUGGAAGGCCACUUCCUGGUGAAAGGGAGUCCGUGAGACUCCCUUUUCUGUCCCUCACUGUGUCCUACCAACCAUGCCCUCCCCUUUAUCCCGUCACUCCCUGUGCCGGCGGGGUCUCCCCUCAGUAUUAGCUGCCAUGGUUGCCCUGUCCUCCAGACAACAGGGAGAGGAGCCCAGCUGGGCCUUUUGCCAAACUAGGGAGAGAGACUGGAUGCCUCCCUGACUGUUUUGAGCCAGGCACUUCAGAGGGGCCAGCUGGGUGCCCAAAGUCACUGGGCUGGAUGUGGGGGGGGCCUUCAAGAGAACUCUGCACCUCUACACCCAUUCCGGUUAAUACCUUCACAUCUCACUUUCCCUUCUGGGGGAAAAAACGCUGAUUCCUACAGUAUCCACCCAGUCCUCAGGGCCUCCUUCGGGACCCCGGGGCACUGCCAUGCCAUUAGGACCCAGAGACCCAGGCCUCCCUACCCUGUUCCUCAUCCUGGGAUAUGACGUGUGGUAUUUCCUGUGGUAAAAGACUGAGGCGGUUUAGGAGUCUGCCAGUAUACAUGUCCCAAUGUACAUAUGUUGUCCCCAUGCCCACCCCCAACCUUGGCACCUGGGCAGACCCGGGGCAGCGUGGGUGAGACUGCUAUCCAUGGCUUUGUCCCAGCUACCUGCGGCCAAGGGCUCCUAGAGACCCCCUUAACCCGCACCCCCAAAUACUAAGAAGCUAAAGUAUUUUAA